GAACGAGAGAGGAGCAUCCUGGAGUGCUGGAUAGAAAGGAGGAUGUAAAUGAUGCAUUGAAUGCACCAUUUACAAUGGCAGAGAUGAAAAGGGCAAUAGGUAAGGCUGGUUUAACUUCACCUGGGAAAGAUGAGGUGUGCUUUGUUUUGUUGGCCCAUCUUAGUGAUGAGGCACUGGAUAAGGUUUUGGUUUUGUACAACACAGUGUGGGAGGGAGGCACGGAAGGACCCAACGAGGCCAACAAGUUAUCGGCCAAUAGCUUUAACAUCACAUGUAUGUAAUAUUAUGGAACAUAUGAUUACGGAGAGGGUAACUUACUUCCUGGAGAGCAGGGGACUGGUAUCGCCACAUCAGAGUGGGUUCAGGAAGGAAAGGGGGACUAUGGACCUAGUGCUCUGUUUAGAAGCAGAGGUCAGGAAGGCUCAGGUGAACAUGGAGACUGUUGUAACUGUCUUUUUUUGAUGUGCCUAUGAUAUUAUGUGGAAGGAGGGAUUGUUCAUCAAGCUUGAUAUUAUCAGGUAGGAGGAAGAACGUAAAGGAUUUCCUGUUUGGAAGGUCUAUCCAGGUGAGGGUAGGAAAGUCACUAUCAGGCAGCUACCUGGUGGAUAAUGGUACACCACAGGGGAGUGUGAUUAGUCCUCUGUCAUUCUCAAUCAUGAUCAAUGAUGUUUACUCUCAGGUACAGCCGGAUAUUGGGAGGUCGUUAUUUGCAGAUGUUGGGGCCUUAUGGAAGAGGGAAAGAAAUGUGCCAUACGUAGUCAGGAAGGUACAGGAAGCAAUUGAUGAAGUAGAGCGGUGGGCAUUAAUGUGGGGAUUCAGGUUCUCUGUAGAGAACUCAGUGUUCUUUACCAGGGUGAAGGUGGGAGAUGAGGUACGCUCGAAGUUAUAUAGGAGAAACUUGGAGAGGGUGGGGACCUUCAGGUUUCUUGGGGUAUACUUUGACACUAGACUGACCUGAGCAGAACACAUUGAGAGAGUGGUGGGAAAGUGUAAGGUGCUAAAUGUGAUGCGCUCUCUGAUGGGGAAGGAGUGGGGGGGAUGGGCGUUCUUCAUUGAGGACCAUGUAUGUUGCAUUGAUCCAAUCUAUAAUAGACUGUGGCAGCAUAGCGUAUGGUUCGAAAGCCCGACCUCAUUGGAAAGGCUAGAUAUCAUACAGGGAUAAGGACUCUAAUGUAAUGGGGCAUUUCAGAUGUCCACAGUGGCGGCACUAUAGGUGGCGAUGGGGGUUAUGACAUUGCAGAUUAGGCGACAGCAGCUGGCAAUUAAUUAUUGGGUCAACCUACAAGGACAUGUGGUGUCACAUCCUGCAAAAUGGAUUUUAUAGACAUGCUGGGAACAUGGGUGGGUAAUAUCCAGGCGAAGGAGAUGGAACUGUAUGGAAGGGAGUUUAGUCCAACGGUAGCUAUUCUUGUAAAUCCACCAUGGCUACUCCCGCCUCCAGUAGUUGAUCUAGAAGUGUAGAGAGACUACAGAAAGAUAUGGAGGGUGUUGAUCCAUCUGAUUUGUUUAAGAAACGUCUGGAAACUGUGUAUCAGGAUUUUGUGGCCAUUUACACAGAUGGCUCAAAAGACAUACCGGGUCAGCAUUUGUAGUGCAGGAACGUGGGGUGGAAGUCAGAAAACGUAUUACAGAUAAUCUGGCUGUAUAUACGGCGGAGCUGAUGGCCAUACCGUUGGCCUUGCAGUGGGUGGAGGAAGUCAAGCCAGACAGAGUAGUUAUUUGCUCUGAUUAAUGUGCAGUGUUAAUGAGUCUCCAGUCCUUUAGCUCAUGGAGCAGACAAGACCUGCUUUAUGAGGUGCUACAACCCCAUGGCAGGAUUAAACAGAUGGGUAUACAGAUAACAUUUAUUUGGGUCCCAGCCGAUGUGGGGGUGGAGGGGAACAAGGCAGUUGAUGUACUGGCUAAACAAGCACUUAGAAGUGGGGAUGUUGAUGUUGUAGUUUCAAUGAGCAAAAGGCAGAGGCAAAAGGCCUGAUAUGAACAGUGGUGCAGAGAGGGCAGGAGCAAUGGAAGAGAGAUACUAAGGGCAGGCAUUUAUUUCAAGUACAGAGGAAAGUCGGGGAGGACAGCAGGAAGGGACAGAAGAGAGGUGGCUAUUUUUACAAAUUAAGGGUGAAUAAGUUGAAUAAGUCCUUACAUGUGAUAGGACAGCAUCCAACAGGAAAGUGUGAUUAUUGCCAGGAAACAGAGACCGUGGAGCAUGUACUGCUACAGUGUGGGCAGUAUCAGAGGGAAAGAGAGAGGCUGAGAUCUAGUAUGAGGGAGAAGGGGAUAUAGGACAUUAGUUUAAAGAGUAUAUUGAGUAGAACGUCAUUAGAUGUAGUCUCAAAUAUUUUCUUUUUUUUAAAGAGCAACAGGGCUGGCAGGUAGGAUUUAGUUUCUCCCUGUCUCUGGCUCACACUACACUCUAGGACAGUAUGUGGUGGUAAUGCACCAUAAUGUUGGAUGCUAACCGCCGAUAAACCCCACCGAAGAAGAAGAAGCCACUAUACCAUAGAAGAAUAGUGCAUCUACAGAAUGUCUGUGAACGAGGAGCGCACUGUGACCGUACAGGAAAUUCUGGAAGACGAGGAGCUGCAAGAGGCGUAUGCUGUGUUGGCUGGAAGUGAUCCAGAUAAUUGUUCCUAUCCCCAGGGAUAUGUGAAGAGACAGGCUGUUUUUGCCUGCAACACUUGCACACCUAGAGGGGUAGAACCUGCUGGGCUCUGCCUUGCCUGCACCAACCAUUGCCAUGAUGGGCAUGACAUAUUUGAACUCUACACAAAAAGGAAUUUCCGCUGUGAUUGUGGAAACAGCAAGUUUGGUGUGUUUAGGUGCCAGCUGAGUCCUGGCAAAGACCGACAAAACGCAAAAAAUCAUUAUAAUCACAACUUCCAUGGCUGUUACUGUACCUGUGACAGACCUUACCCAGACACUGAAGAUCAGGUUAAUGAGGAUAUGAUUCAGUGCAUCAUCUGUGAGGACUGGUAUCAUCCCAGGCACCUGGGUUGUACAGUGGAAGACUCUGAGGAGCUGCAGGAGAUGGUGUGUGAGACCUGUAUGAACAAAGCCCCCUUCCUCUGGACAUACUCCACCCACAUUGCAGAACCUCCUGUGGUAAAAGUGAGCCCCUGUAAAUGGGAGGUUGAAGUCAACAAGGAGGAAGAUAAGGAGCCAGAGGACAAGAGGAGUGAUGAGCCCUGUAAGAAUGGGGGCGAGGGGUCCUCUACCAGCCCCAGCUGUCAAGAGAAGAAUGGGAGGACUGCCUGCAAACGGACUCACCAGGAGAUGACAGGCCUUCCUGUGAAGAGCCAGGACAAGACUGUGUAUUGCAGGCUGAGGGAGCUGAAGACACAGGGCCUGGAGAGAGCUAGGGAAGGGGCAGUGUUCUGGCCUUACCACUGGAGAGCCACGCUGUGCACCUGCGUCAGCUGCAAGAGGGCCUACGUCGAUGCGGGAGUGCAGUUCCUGCUGGAUGAGUCAGACACUGUCCUGGCCUAUGAGAACAGAGGCACUGUAGAGCAAGGACCUGCUAGUCUUGACAGUCUGCUCAUGUCAAGCCUGAGUACUCUGGACCGCGUGCAGCAACUGGAGAUUGUUUACCAGUUCAAUGAGAUGCAGACUGAACUGAUGACGUUCCUACGGCAGAUAGCUGAUGAAGGAAAGGUUGUCACAGCAGAGGCCAUCCACCAGUUCUUUGGGGAGCUGAUGUCCAGGAAGAGGCGGCAAAUGAACAGCUGAUGUCAUUCUGCCCCUCAGUGGCGUUGUCUACUUGUUUUUUAAUGUUACUUUGGGUUCAUAGCAAAACAGUUCGAUGUCCCUCAAACACCUUCUACUUUAAAUAAAAGAUGCUGUUGCUGAGGUUUGAAGUUGAA
This is a messenger RNA of Oncorhynchus kisutch (coho salmon), 3854 nucleotides long. Its product is annotated as putative E3 ubiquitin-protein ligase UBR7. Bases 2518 to 3720 code for a protein of 400 amino acids. The record is from RefSeq and is a predicted model, not a curated record. Gene Ontology annotation, cellular component: cytoplasm. NCBI's taxonomy places the organism in Eukaryota, Metazoa, Chordata, Actinopteri, Salmoniformes, Salmonidae. Gene Ontology annotation, molecular function: ubiquitin protein ligase activity; zinc ion binding. The transcript is spliced from 12 exons.